Mizuhopecten yessoensis (Yesso scallop) is the source of this 6364-nucleotide messenger RNA. RefSeq names its product complement C3-like. Gene Ontology annotation, cellular component: extracellular region. The transcript has 39 exons. The record is from RefSeq and is a predicted model, not a curated record. Lineage: Eukaryota; Metazoa; Mollusca; Bivalvia; Pectinida; Pectinidae. Gene Ontology annotation, molecular function: endopeptidase inhibitor activity. Bases 838 to 6069 code for a protein of 1743 amino acids.
UGUUUUACCUGACAGAUAAAUGAGGAAAUUGAUAUGUUAUAUACACAGUAAAUUGUUGAAAUUGGAACAUGUAGUCUGAAAACCCCCCAAACCUGCUAGGUACCGUAGAUAUUGUACACACAACCUGUGUGUACCACGCUUGGCACUACACGAAAAAAAAAGUAAUUUUAAUUUAUUAUUCUGACGUGGAAAAAUAGAAAUGUGAAACGCUAUGAAUAUUAUGCAUAGUACUGAAGGUCUGAGAGAGUUAACCGCGUUAGUUACACUUAAGGAUGGUCUUAGGAUAGACCUGUAAAGAAGACAGAUACGAGUCGUGAUAGGAGAGUUCUUCUACCAUUAUUUGUAAUUAAGCUUGUGGUUACAUUAAGUGCAAUCAGCAGUAACAGCUGCUAUUAAGGAGAAAUACCGGAAGUGCAGUUCGUGAGCUUCCAUUUAUUUACGCAGAUUAAUACUCAGUGUUUGGAUGUACCUACGACGAUUAUCUUCACCAGAAGUCUACUGUAACAUUGCACAUAGCAAGUCAUCGGUGUUUGUAUUUAUUUCAGCGGCGCGUUGGAACAUUCCGUCAUACUGACAACUUUAAAAAACAUGUUGUGCAUGACAUUUUAAGAGAGUGUUAAAAUCAGAAGGUGGUAUAGCUUGAUUUCUCUAUAUCUCGGAUUUUUGAUUAUGUGACAUCAACGGAAAGUGUUUGAUUUCAUGAUAUAAAUCAAGAUAGAUGAUUAUAUGACUAUUUUAUUUAAGUCUACAGAUUUGUGAUGACGUGAUAGCAGCGAAAUUCGUUUAUUUUUUUCCCCGCCGGCGAGUUCUACGCAGCAGCGGUCGGUGGUUAUUGCGAUGAAUAGUGGUUUAUUUUACAUGUGUAAACAGACCGGGAACACUACAAUGGAGUUAUUACUAGUGUAUUUAAGCCUUGUUUUAACCCUUUUCGGGAUAGGAACGGCAGGGCCUGUGUAUUUCGUCAGCACUCCCAGUGUUCUACGUUUCAAUUCCAUAGAGACAGUGGCGAUAAAUAUCUUUGGUAUCAGUGACGUCACCGUUCAGAUAUACCUACACGACUACCCAAACAGAACGCGCACGUUCUCGCAAACGUCCGUUGUAACAACACAAGGUCAGACGGCGAAAGCACUGGUGCACGUGAGACCAUCCGACCUGCCGGACGAGCCGGACAGCCAGGGCUAUGUAUAUCUAGUAGCACGCUCGGAUGAUCCUCGCCUGAUUUUUGAAAAUGAGACUUUAAUACUGAUGGAGAGAAACACAGGAUUUGUGUUUGUACAAACAGACAAGCCGGUCUACACACCGCACCAGGAAGUAAAAAUCCGGGUGAUUACAUUAGAUGAAGAAAGAAAACCAUCAGCUUCACCCGUUACCAUUGACGUGAAGAAUCCACAAGGUGUAGUCCUACAGCGAUGGACUGAUUCCUACCAAGGCCGGUUCAUAUUGAAAAAGUUCCAAUUGUCAUCCAUUCCCUACUUUGGUAAAAACUGGACAGUUACGGCUAGGUACCAAGAUGGGGUAGAUACGAGUCACAGUGUCGAUUUUGAGGUGAGGGAAUACAUACUGCCUCGCUUUGAUGUGGACAUAGAUGUACAAGACUUGGAGAUAGUGCUGCCAUCUACAGAAUGGAUCAACGUUACCGUAUCCUCCAAGUACGUAUAUGGAAAGCCAGUGAUAGGGGGCGUGACUUUGACAUUCGGAAUCUUGGCAUCAGGACAACACGAAACCUGUUCAAAGACCUUCAACAAGCUUCUUGUGGACGGAAGGACCGACUUCGCUGUGAGUGUGGAUGAACUCAGAGAUAGUCUUGAAAGUUACUGGUUCCCAGACGGUGCCCGUUUGUUAAUAGAAGCCGGGGUAACUGACCUAUCCUCGGGCCGGAAGGAAACUGCCUACCACAGGAGCACAGCUUUCUCCUACUUCCGGUAUAUCAUCUCCGUAGAGAAAUCCCAGAAGUAUUUUAAACCUGGUCUACUGUACAGAUUACACGUGGAGACCUACUGGGUGAAUGGAAAGCGGAAUAAUGCCCCGAACGUGGACAUAGCUGUACAGAUAACUCGUUAUAAUGACGCUGGUGUCCUUCAUUCACUUAACCGGACAGAACAGACAGACGAGGACGGUACCUUUCAGUACCUCGUCAUCAUGGGCCACACUGAGACUCGGAUGGUUAUCAAGGUGACGGCGCUGGACACUGAGGUGGACGAGGACGAACAGGACGAGUCAGUGUUGGAAGUCUCACCACUGUACUCACCAUCCGAUAGCUAUCUGUCCAUUUGGACUAACUUGCAUGAAACAGAACUUAUGGUGGAUACCAUAUCCAGUGGUGACAACAACAAAUCUUUGUCGUAUUUGUUGAUGUCUGGAGGACGGAUUAUAGAUGCAGAGCAAUCUCAUGAAAUCUUCCAUCGCCCUGUCACUGGCAAGAUGUCCCCUGGGAUUCGCGUGCUGGUUUUCUAUACCGUCAACCAAACCGAAGGCGCUGAGGUUGUGGCAGACUCCACAUGGAUAGACAUCAAAGACAUGUGUGAAAAGGAGUUAGGCGUGUCCAAAGAAAAGGGGAGGCUGGAGCCAGGUGAUGGUGAUGGCUUAACCCUGCAGGUCAGCGGCGCACCAUCUAGUCUGAUCGGCUUCCUGGCUGUGGAUAGGGCAGUUUAUCUCCUGAACAACAAGCACGUGCUCAGGAGACACACGAUGUUCAAGCGGUUUGCAUCCCAUGACAUAGGAUGUGGUUACGGGGGUGGCCUGACACCAGCCCAAGUGUUUGAGGAUUCUGGUCUGACUGUUAUCACUAAUGCCGACCUUGACACAACACCCAGGGAAAAUACCGGAUGUAACAGAAAAAGACGCGGGAAGCGUUCCAUAGAUGAUUACGAAACUCUUCACACUCAUCCCUGCUGUGUGGCUGGCGACAUGUAUGGUAGGGAGGGGGUUGAGGAGUUAGACUGUUACACGGAGGGUAAGGUCGUGUACCACGCCACCAACAACACCAGCUGUGCAAAGAUCUUCUUCAGGUGCUGCAACAUCUACAGGCCGGCUGAUAUGACGGAUAUUUUCGAUUAUGGUCGUGUAAUCCGCCGAGGGACUGUCAAGUACACAUUUCGAGAUGUAGUUGUUGACCUUGAAAAUACACAAGUAAGGUCGUACUUCCCAGAGUCCUGGAUGUUUGAGGAAGACGAUUAUCUAGAUGAGAACGGACACCUGGAGAAGAACUUUGCAGUGCCGGAUUCGAUCACGACCCACAUCAUACAGGCCAUUACAUUGUCUGAUGACUACGGUAUGUGCAUCUCCAAGCCAGAGCGCUUGCAGGUAUUCCGCACGUUUUUUGUGGACCUUGAGUUUCCUUACAGUAUCGUCCGUCUGGAGCAGGCCGAGGUCCGAGCAACAAUUUACAACUACUCCCCUGAUAUGCUUCCUUGUUUUGUGUACAUCGUGACCCCCGAGGAGAUAUGUACUCCACGAUCUAAAAGUAAUUAUAUAAAGGUCGAAGUUCAUCCCAACAGUCCUGAACCAAUCAAAUUUCCGAUAGUGCCACUUAAGGCUGGAGAAUUCGACUUUGAAGUCAGAGUGUAUUCUAUCAACGGAACGAAUGAUGUUGUACGGAAAACAGUCUAUGUCAUUAAUGAAGGAAGAGAGGAGAAGAAAACAGUGUCAUUUUGGCUGGACCCUCAAGCUCACAGGGACAAGGUUGGAAGCACUGGAGAUCUGACUGUCAAUAUUAUGUACCCGUCGCCAUACCUUGAGAUACAGGAGGCAACCGUUGAUCUGACACUCCCGGAGAAGGCUAUUCCGGGGACGGGAAUGUGUAAAGUGUCUGCAAUGGGUAACAUCAUGGAUGCUACAGUACCUGUGGUACUAGAAGGCGCGAACGCCCUCCUCGAUAACGUCCCUCACGGUUGCGGCGAACAGACGAUGAUUCUCCUCGCUCCUGUUGUCUAUACGAUGAGGUACCUACAGAGAACAGGGCAGCUGAGAACAGGACUGGAGGACAGGGGAAAGAGCAGGCUCAGACUAGGUUACCAAAGAGAGAUGACUUUCAGAAAGAAUGAUGGGUCAUUCGCUGUUUGGGCACACCGGCCUUCCAGUACAUGGCUUACAGCGUUCGUAGUCAAGGUGCUGAGCGAAGCCUCCGAAUUUAUUGACAUCGAUUCUGAGGUGAUCUGUUCCGGUAUGCGAUGGUUGUUUAGACAUCAGCGAGGGGAUGGUGCCUUCAUGGAAAUUUUCCCUCUCUUCCACAAGGAAAUGAUGGGAGGCAUGAAUGGCGAAAUAUCCAUGACAGCCUAUGUAUUAAUAACACUUAUGGAGGCACAUUGCAGGCCGAUCGACACAGAGCAAAACAUCGUGCUUGCACUCCAAUACCUUGAGUCUCAUCUGGACUUUAUCGAUCAGACAUACCCCCUCGCUCUCACCGCAUACGCCCUUGCCCUUGGCAACAGUCCGAGGAAAAUGGAUGCUAUUAACUAUCUCAAAACAGCAUCAACCGAAGUCGACCAAGGGAAUGGUGGACAAGGCAUGCGGUACUGGUCUGUGAUCGACUUCAUGGGAGAGGUACCGCCUUGGAUGACACACGACCCGACAGCCAUGGACGUGGAAAUUACGGCGUACUCUGUUCUGGCUUUCCUGACAGUUAAUGAAGUCGGCUACGUUAAUAACGUCGUUGAGUGGCUUCUCACUCAAAAGACUUCUUCAGGGGCCUUUAAGUCCACACAGGACACCGUGGUUGGACUACAUGCGUUAUCUGAGUACAAUGUGAGGUCAUACGCCCUCAAAAUAGACCUCCACACAAAGAUCAAAGUAUCAACUGACGACGCCAUUGAACAUGACAUCGUUCUGUCAGAUGAUGACGUCAGUGUUCAGAAAGCUGUACAUGACAUACCCGUUGAAGGCAAAUUGAAAGUGACUACAGAAGGUACAGGUAUUGGUCGGAUGGAGGUCGAAGUUCGAUACAAUGUCAACACAACGGAAGAUGAGAGGUGCAAGUUUACCAUUGACGUGUACGAUUCGGAGGUGGAAUUCAACUAUUUCCAAAGCAAAGGACUCGCCACAGAUAUGAACUGCGAUGCCUGUGGUCACUGUGAACAAGAAUAUGAAGAGGACUUCGAAGAUGUCCUCGACAAGUAUAAUAAAAUUGAGCUUGAUCCAAGGAUAGGCGUCGACCAACCGAGACAAGACUCCCGAAAGAAAAGGGCCCCGUAUGUCAUGAGGAUGCAUGGAGCCAGUAAAGAGCAGACUUGUUUGGAAAUCUGUGUCAGCUAUACUGGUUAUGAGGUGUUGGACAUGCCGGUGGUAGACAUUGGACUGCCGACAGGGUUUAACGUGGAGAAAGGCGAUCUUGAAAUGCUGAGAGAGAAGGGGAUUGUUAAUAGCUACGAGUUAUCCAAAAGAUCUGUAAUAUUUUAUCUAGACCAGAUUCCUGCCACUGAUGAAACCUGCUUCAAAUUCAGAGUAGUCCGUGAAUUUGAGGUUGAGAAUUUGCAAGCUGCGAAAAUUGAGGUCUAUGAUUAUUACAAAACAGAGGAAAGAUGCACAAAGUUUUACAGCCUAAAGUAUGACGUUGCUAACCUAGAUAUUUUCUGUAGUACAAGUAAACGGGAAAACUGCCACUGUGUUGAAGGGAAGUGUGCAGAGAGCUGGGACACCAAGAUACGCUACGGCCGUGUGUCUAAGGUCAUGUCUGCUUUCUAUCGCAAAAUCUGCUUUGAGUUUGAUUUCGCCCUUCGGAUAGAAGUGUCUAACAUUGUUCAAAAAGGCAACCAUCUGGUUAUAGCAGCUGUUAUUAAAUCCGUUACGAAAGCAGGGGCCGAAGACUUAGCGGUCAAUGAUGAAAUCGAAUUCUGGAUGAACAUCCGAUGUAAUUUGCUACUGGAAAUUGAUCAUAAUUACAUUAUAUAUGGCAUGAAUGGUAUUCCAUACAUAGACCAACAUGGAGUCAAUAGGUACCGGUAUUUCCUGCAAGGCAACACCGUUAUUUUAAAAGACUACACGCUGAGAAGGUACAGUACCAGUACAAAGCUUGAACAGUGGAGACACAGCUUCCGUAGGAUGGAAAACUACAUCCAUCGCUGGGGCUGCUAACAAGGGCGAUAACUACAAAUAAACUGUAUGGAAUAUAAGAAAGACAUCAUAAAGGAUUAGUGAUAUUCCCUGGAGGACAGCUUUCGAAUUCGAGUUUUUGAGCAGUACAGAGGGUCAUCACAUACACUUUCUGUAAUGUGUUGUUAAACAUCAAAAUUAAACUUGAAGAUAAUAACCAGCCUUGAAACGAGAAAACAAUCUUGAAGUAUGUGUUACAAUGUGACAUUGUAUAUCUUAAUAACUUGCCUUCAAGUGAAUGAUUUUUAGAUCAAAUUAAAAUUUUCAAUAUUCAUAA